AUGGACCCGGCCGUGUUCCGCGCCAUCGAGGGGUGCGGACGACGGCGGCGCCGGCGAACGUGGCGGCGGAAGCGUCCGACGGCGGCCUGGCCUGCAGGAGGCGCCCAGCGGCGCGCUGCCCCCCGGCGUGGCGGCGGUGCUCGAGAGCUGGUGCGUCCUGCACGGGGAGCCUCCCAGCGCGGCGCGCUGCGCGGAGAACUCGCGCGGGACCCUGCGGACUUCCGGCUCGUCGGCGCCAGCACCGUGGAGUGCCUCACCGAGGCCGAGCUCGAGGAGAUCACCAGCCGCGUCUCGGCGCUCGACCCCGAGGAAACGGUGGGCGCGUGCGCCUCCGCGGCCGCACCGGCGGCCGCGUGCCUGCUGGCAUGGCUGCAGGCGGCCCUGGCCCUGCGGGAGUGGGCGCGCGAGGCCCGGAGGGCGCAGGGCCGGAGAUCUCGGCAGCGACAGCGCCCGGAGUGA
This is a messenger RNA of Prorocentrum cordatum, 459 nucleotides long. Lineage: Eukaryota; Dinophyceae; Prorocentrales; Prorocentraceae. The record is from the annotation of a GenBank genome assembly.